Drosophila guanche is the source of this 1534-nucleotide messenger RNA. Its product is annotated as pyridoxal phosphate phosphatase PHOSPHO2. The transcript has a single exon. NCBI's taxonomy places the organism in Eukaryota, Metazoa, Arthropoda, Insecta, Diptera, Drosophilidae. Bases 234 to 1112 code for a protein of 292 amino acids. Gene Ontology annotation, molecular function: phosphatase activity. The record is from RefSeq and is a predicted model, not a curated record.
AGUAUCGGAGUAAAACUGUAACAAGUUACUUAUCUCGACGUGGCGAUUUCCACCAAAGACCAUCAAAGGCGGUCGGCCAAAUAAUCCCCCUCUACCCAAGCGUAGAGCGGUAACAUAAAACAUCAAAAAAAAAAAUACAUAACUUAUCAAAGGAAUAUAACCGUCAAUAUAACACUCAAGAAUAAACAAAAACCUGCACCAGAUAACGACUAUACCUAUGUAAUAAGGGCAAAAUGUCGUCGACGGCAGCUGCCACAGAAGCUAUAGCUUGCAGGCUGGGAAAGCAGCAACGGCGACGACUGGCAGCGUUUGACUUUGAUCACACAAUUGUAGCGCAAAAUACGGACACUGUGGUGAGAGAUUUACUUCCUCCGGAAGUGGUCAGCUCACGGACCCUCAACGAGCUGGUGGAAAACGAUUGUUGGACCGAGUACAUGUCUGAAAUUUUUCGUCUGCUCCAUGAGCAACAAGUCACGGAGGCGCGCAUUCGAGACACCAUCCGAGUCAUACCGGAGGUGCCAGGCUUCGUGCGCCUCAUUAAGCAUCUACACAAGAAACUUAACUUCGACAUGAUCAUCAUCAGUGACUCGAACAGUGUUUUCAUCGAAGAGUGGGUCAAGGCGUACAACAUGGCCGACUGUUUCGUGGCCAUCUUCACCAACCCCGCUGAGUUUGAUUCCAAUGGGCAGCUUCAGGUGCGGCCACACCACCAGCAGAGCGAGUGCAAGCUGAGCGCCAGCAAUCUCUGCAAAGGGCGCGUCCUUGAGCACUUUGUCAUUGAACAGGAUUUGCGGCGAAGUAUCCGCUAUGACCACGUCUUCUAUGUGGGCGACGGCAACAACGACAUCUGCCCCGUGUUGCGACAACGGGCUUGUGACUUUGCCUGCGCCCGUCAAGGCUUCGCCAUGGAGAAGCAUUUGAUUCGGAACCGCAACAAAUUAAAGCUGCGGGCGCAGCUGUUGGUCUGGAGGAGUGGCUUUGACCUGAUGGAACAGAUGCUGUCCUUGCCGCAAAUGCAAGUUCCACCAGUUGACUUUAAGACUGCAGAGGGCCAGGCAGAGAUGGCGCGGCGAGCAUCUGCGGUCACUGGUCCAUCCAAGCAGACCAAUUAAAUUUUCAAUUCGAAACUAAACAUUUUCUUGGCACAUUCGAGUGUUAUUUGUCUGCCCCUGUCUAUUAAAUGUGAUCUUGGAACUUGCACAUGCACAAGUAUGCGUAUUUUUUUAUAUUGGUAUACAUUAAUGUAUAUAUACAUACAUACAUGUAUAUAUGCAUACAUAUAUAAAUACAUGUAUGUUCUCGAUUUAAUAUCUAAUCCGAUAAAGCCUUUGUGUGUAAUUACGUACAAUAUCCUUAACUUGGGGCAUUGUAGUACAGCUGUAGGAGGCGCUUUGAUGAUGUUAAUGUUACAUAGUGGUCUCUCUCUGUCUCUUUUGGCACACGCAGCGCCAAGUCGUUUUAUGUAUAAUAUGUAGCUGUAAUCGUAAUUAUUGUAAAUUAAAUAUAUGCGAGCGUGUACGUUACCGUUCCUGCA